CAGUGGGAAAAUAAAAUACGAAACAGAGGGUGAAAGAUUGCGAGACUAAGCGGAAAAUAAAUAAAUGUGAAGAAGGGCAACCAAGGAUCUACAAAUUUGUUUAGCAUUCUACUCCUACUACUUCAGUCUCUGCGAUCAUUUUCAGAGUCCUCACCAAAUCAGGGUGAUUGGUACUCCGUUUGAUCCUUGCUGCCUUUUACUUGGUGCUUGUUGCUUCUUAUCUCCCAGUAAUCAAGAUGGUUGUUCUUGCUGCUUCAGUUGUAAGCAAGUCUGGAAAAGUACUUGUUUCCAGGCAAUUUGUGGAUAUGUCUCGCAUCCGAAUUGAAGGUCUUCUGGCUGCUUUCCCAAAGUUGGUGGGUACUGGAAAACAACAUACAUAUGUCGAGACAGAAAAUGUUCGCUAUGUUUACCAGCCUAUUGAAGCUUUAUACUUGCUACUAGUAACAAACAAACAGAGCAACAUUCUGGAAGAUUUAGACACUCUACGAACGCUUUCUAAGCUUGUACCUGAAUAUUCUAUGUCCCUAGAUGAAGAGGGCAUAUGCAAGACGGCUUUUGAGCUGAUUUUCGCUUUUGAUGAAGUCAUCGCUCUUGGGCACAAAGAAAAUGUGACUGUUGCACAGGUUAAGCAGUACUGUGAGAUGGAGAGUCAUGAAGAGAAGCUGCACAAGCUGGUAAUGCAGAGCAAGAUAAAUGAAACCAAGGAUGUCAUGAAACGCAAAGCGAGUGAGAUCGACAAAAGCAAGAUUGAAAAGAAUAGAGGUGAUAAGGGAGGAUUUAUGUCUUUACAAUCAAUGGGCUCUGGAAGAAUUGAUAGUAGCUUUAAUGACUUGAGCAUAUCUAGUACUGGAAGUGGUUUUGGAAGUGGUUCCAACUUUGGAUUGAGCACUGAAGUUGACUCAUUUUCUACUAAGUCAAAAGGUCGUGCACCUUCAGCUGCGACUGCUCCUCCUAAAGGUCUUGGCAUGCAGUUGGGUAAGUCACAAAGGACUAACCAGUUCUUGGAGUCUCUGAAAGCGGAAGGGGAAGUAAUCCUUGAAGAUGUGCAGCCUAAAGCAGGACAGUCUAGAUCAGCUGCCCCACCUCCAACUGAUCCUGUUACCUUGACUGUUGAGGAGAAACUCAAUGUUACACUUAAACGUGAUGGCGGAGUCGGUAACUUUGAUGUUCAGGGAACCUUAUCAUUGCAAAUUCUUAACCAAGAAGAUGCACAUAUCCAAGUCCAGAUUGAAACUGGUGGCAAUCCAAGCAUCCUUUUCAAAACACACCCCAACAUGAAUAAAGAAUUAUUUUCCAAUGAAAAUAUUCUUGGCCUGAAGGAUCCUAAUAGGCCUUUUCCGACUGGUCAAACUGGUGAUGCAUCAGGUGUUGGUCUUUUGAAGUGGAGAAUGCAAAGUACAGAUGAGGCAAUGGUUCCGUUGACAAUCAACUGCUGGCCAUCUGUUUCUGGUAGUGAAACUUACGUCAGCAUUGAAUAUGAAGCUUCAGCAAUGUUUGAUCUGCGAAAUGUUGUGGUCUCAGUACCUCUUCCAGCACUCCGUGAGGCUCCAGGUGUAAGGCAGAUUGAUGGUGAAUGGAGAUAUGACUCAAGGAAUUCCAUCUUGGAAUGGUCUAUACUUCUUAUUGAUAACUCAAACCGCAGUGGAUCGAUGGAGUUUGUUGUUCCUGCAGCUGAUUCAUCUAUAUUUUUCCCAAUUUCUGUGCGGUUCUCUGCUACCAAUACAUUCAGUGAUCUCAAGGUUGUGAACAUCCUCCCGCUCAGAGGUGGAACUCCUCCCAAGUUUUCUCAAAGAACGCAGUUGGUUACAGAGAAUUACCAAGUGGUGUGAGUGUAGCUCGGUUAACUCUUUUUGGAUAUGGCAUAAUGUAUUAGACAAAAUGUUUUUGAUUUUUUCAUUGUUUACAAUUAUACAACUUGAAAGUGAUGACGCCGGAUGUUAUUUUCGAAACUUCGAACUCGAUCAAUACUUGUACCUACAUUUCUCGAGUAUGCUUAUCAUUUGAUUAUUGUGUAAGUUUCCCUUUUAUGAUGAAUAGGUUAAAUCAUUGGGCAUUGUGCCCUUGGGCGUU
Ziziphus jujuba (common jujube) is the source of this 2070-nucleotide messenger RNA. RefSeq names its product coatomer subunit delta. Bases 237 to 1829 code for a protein of 530 amino acids. Gene Ontology annotation, biological process: Golgi localization; retrograde vesicle-mediated transport, Golgi to endoplasmic reticulum; endoplasmic reticulum to Golgi vesicle-mediated transport. The record is from RefSeq and is a predicted model, not a curated record. The transcript is spliced from 12 exons. Lineage: Eukaryota; Viridiplantae; Streptophyta; Magnoliopsida; Rosales; Rhamnaceae. Gene Ontology annotation, cellular component: COPI vesicle coat; cytosol.